Molecule: messenger RNA, 1149 nt
Organism: Didymosphaeria variabile
Lineage: Eukaryota; Fungi; Ascomycota; Dothideomycetes; Pleosporales; Didymosphaeriaceae
Exons: 7
Coding region: 1-1149 (382 amino acids)
Molecular function (GO): oxidoreductase activity
Source: RefSeq, a predicted model, not a curated record
AUGGUCGGCGGCUCGACACUGCGGGGACUGUGUGCCCUUUUGGUUGCGCUGAGCUUACUAAGUGCGCUAUGUGCGGCGGAUGCGGUGAGCGAUUUGCAGACUAAGGGAAGGGCUGCUGUGGAUGCGGAGGUUGCGAAGUCGACGACUUGUACGAAGGAUAAGUUGCAGGUGAGGAAGGAGUGGUAUGCGUUUUCUGCUGGCAGCUUCUUCGGGGGCGACAUCACUGCUUCAGAGAAGAAGGCGUACAUUGCCGCAGUUCUGUGUAUCACCAAGGCACCGUCGAAAUUGCCAGCCGCAUCAUACCCAGGAGCGAAGUCUCGGUACGAUGACUUUGUCGCCAUCCAUAUGAAGAAUACCAUGUCCAUCCACGGCACCGGUAAUUUCCUCUCCUGGCACCGAUACUUCACAUUCGCAUACGAGCAAGCCCUGCGGACAGAGUGUGGGUACAAUGGCACUCAGCCUUACUGGGACUGGGGCAGAUGGGCGUCCAGCCCGGAAACCUCGCCCAUAUUCGACGGCAGUGACACCAGCAUAAGCGGCCAAGGCGAGAAAGUAGCGCAUAACAGUAACGGCAUGAAGCCCGCCGGAAACGGGGGUGGUUGUAUCGCCAGCGGUCCGUUUAAGGAUAUGAAGGUCAACCUAGGUCCCAUGGCCGCCCUCGGCGAUACAUCCCCGCCCAAGAACCCCCGCAGCGACGGCUACGGCUAUAAUCCGCGUUGUAUCAAGCGCGAUAUCUCGGGUUACCUGAGUCAGCGCGACGCGUCCACCGCGAAGAUCGCAGCCUUGAUCAGCGGCCAGAGCACCAUCGCAAGCUUCCAGAAUCAGAUGCAGUCCGGCACCGGGGUACAUCCCGCCGGUCACUUCACCAUCUCCGGAGAUCCUGGCAGCGACUUCUACGUCUCUCCGGGCGAUCCGGCCUUCUGGCUGCACCACAGUAUGAUCGACCGCGUGUGGUACAUUUGGCAGACCCAGGACUUCAGCAAGCGACAGCAGGUCAUUGCUGGUGGAACGAGCAUGAUGGGUGGCGGGAAGGCAGCGACGCUCAGCGACGGCAUUGAUCUUGAGGUGCUGAACGUCGGUGGAAGUAAGUAUGCGAUCAAGGAUCUGGUGAGCACGGUUGCGGGACCAUUAUGUUACGUUUAUGAGUAA